Penicillium waksmanii is the source of this 1698-nucleotide messenger RNA. RefSeq names its product putative beta-galactosidase. Gene Ontology annotation, cellular component: beta-galactosidase complex. Gene Ontology annotation, biological process: carbohydrate metabolic process. The transcript is spliced from 2 exons. The coding region runs from base 1 to 1698 and encodes 565 amino acids. Gene Ontology annotation, molecular function: beta-galactosidase activity. NCBI's taxonomy places the organism in Eukaryota, Fungi, Ascomycota, Eurotiomycetes, Eurotiales, Aspergillaceae. The record is from RefSeq and is a predicted model, not a curated record.
AUGACUCUCUCUCCGAAGAUCCCACACCUCCGCAAGGUCGGCGACACCCAGCAGCUGGUGGUUCAUGGCCGCCCGAUUCUUGCUCUAGCUGCAGAACUGCAGAAUUCUUCUAUGACCUCUGGGGCCUUCAUGGAUACCGUAUGGCAGAGACUGGUAGAUACAAAUAUUAAUACAGUUUUGGGAUGUGUCACUUGGGAAGAUAUUGAGCCAGUCGAGGAUCAAUUCAACUUCGCCGAACUGGAUAAAGCUAUCCUGGGUGCGAGAAAACAUGGGCUACAUCUCGUUUUGCUCUGGUUUGGGUCAUUCAAAAACGGCAUUUCCACCUACGUUCCUCCAUGGGUAAAAACCAACACAAAGAGAUUCCCUCGAGCGAAGUUGAGAAAGGCUGGGGGAGUCUUGAAGACCGGUGAUGUGUUGUCUAUAUUCCACGACGAGGGACGUAUAGCCGAUGCAAAAGCAUUCACUCGUCUAUUGCAACACAUCAAAGACAUUGAUGGCGAACACUCGACCGUAGUCAUGGUACAGGUGGAGAACGAGACCGGCCUAUUGGGUGAUUCGCGCGAUGGCUCUGUCGCAGCAGAGAAGCUAUUCCGCGAGUCUGUGCCCGAGGAUCUGCUGCAAUUUUUUGCACAGGACUGGGAUAACCUUCAUGUUGAUCUCAAGGCUAAUCUCAUCCACUUCAAAGCUCAGAGUAAACCCCAGGGAUCCUGGGAGCAGGUCUUUGGUAAAGGUCCUCAAACAGAUGAACUGUUUAUGGCCUAUCACUACGCCCACUACCUCGAACAUGUUGCCGCAGCUGGGAAGCAGCAAUACCCCAUCCCGCUGUAUACAAAUGUAUGGCAAAACUAUGUGGGCGAAGACGGCGACAAUGACUUCCCCAUUGUUGCUGGGGGCGGUGGCUAUCCUGGCGAUUAUCCGUCGGGAGGCGGCACAACGAAUGUUCUCGAUGUUUGGCAACGGUUCGCUUCAUCGUUGGACUUCAUCGCACCCGACGUCUACUUGAACGAGUACGCUAGCUCGUGCCGCAAAUAUCGGCACCGCAACCAGCCGCUGUUCAUACCCGAGCAGCGGCGUGAUGACUAUGGGGCUCGGCGCAUCUGGACUGCGUACGGGUCGUUCCAGGCCAUUGGGGUAUCACCUUUCGGAAUCGAUACCCUCGAGCCCGCCACAAAUCCCUUUACCAAGCAUUAUGGACUCCUCGAAUCGGUCUCGCAGAUCGUCCUCGACGCCCAGUCACGCCCAGACGCCUCGGUCGGGUUCCACUUUGACGAGCUUGCGGCGGACGACAGCGACCCUUCCAGACCGGUUGUCAAACAUUGGGGAGGCUAUGAGGUGACAAUUGAGCGGUGCUUCGUUUUUGGAAAGGCUGGACCUGGUGCUGGAAUGGUCAUCCAUUUAGGAGGACCAAAGUUCCUCUUGAUCGGUUGGGGGUUCCAGGUCCGAGCUCGAUCGUUGUCGCCGACUAGCACCUUCACCGGUUUCUUGCACUUCCGGGAGAAACAGGUUGCUAACAAAGAAACGGGGCAGCUACGAACCCUUCGGAUUUUGAAUGGAGAUGAGACUCGUAGUGGGAUCUUUGCCAUGAUGCCGAACGACGAUCCUGACUACGGGGGCUUUCCGAUUUGCGUUACAAUCCCGGCUCACACGAUGAUCGCCGAAUUGGAGGUGUACUCCAUCGAGGGCAAGGAUGACGUUUGA